This is a messenger RNA of Patiria miniata (bat star), 2267 nucleotides long. It is a transcript of the gene farsb, whose product is annotated as phenylalanine--tRNA ligase beta subunit-like. Gene Ontology annotation, biological process: phenylalanyl-tRNA aminoacylation. The transcript has 15 exons. Gene Ontology annotation, cellular component: cytoplasm; phenylalanine-tRNA ligase complex. The record is from RefSeq and is a predicted model, not a curated record. NCBI's taxonomy places the organism in Eukaryota, Metazoa, Echinodermata, Asteroidea, Valvatida, Asterinidae. Bases 95 to 1864 code for a protein of 589 amino acids. Gene Ontology annotation, molecular function: ATP binding; RNA binding; magnesium ion binding.
CCUGCGCUGCCUGCUGCAGUUUUCAGCAUUUUUCCGUCGGCAUUUUCCGGACGUGCCAAGUUAGUGCUAGGCGGACGACAAACGAGUUCUAACCAUGCCUACGAUCGCGGUACCUAGAGACUUACUCUUUGAAGCACUCGGGAGAACGUACACUGAUGAAGAAUUUGAAGAAUUAUGCUUCGAGUAUGGUCUGGAGCUGGAUGAAAUUACAUCCGAGAAAGCUAUGAUUAGCAAAGAGCAAGGAGCUGAGAAAGCGGAAGGAGCAUCGGAUGUAGUCAUCUACAAGGUGGACAUACCGGCCAACAGGUAUGAUCUGUUGUGUCUUGAAGGCCUGGCCCGUGCCCUAAUGGUCUUCCUACAGAAGAUUGAACAUCCGCGCUACGUCGCUACGCCUCCGGCUGAUGGAAACAUGCAACGCCUUAUCAUCAAACCUGAUACAGCGCGAGUUAGACCGUUUGCGGUGGCAGCCAUCUUGAAGGAUAUAACCUUCACCCCAGAGAGCUACAAGAGUUUCAUUGACCUACAGGACAAACUGCACCACAACAUAGGCCGACGACGAGCUCUGGUUUCCAUGGGAACUCACGACUUGGACACCAUCCAAGGUCCGUUCUACUUUGAUGCUCAGCUGCCGGAGGACAUCAAGUUCAAACCCCUGAACCAGACUAAAGAAUACACUGCUGUUGAGCAGAUGGAACUGUUCUCUACAGUGGGUCACCUCCGCCACUAUCUGCCCAUCAUACGUGACAAACCUGUCUAUCCUCUUAUACAUGACAGCAACAACGUAGUGCUGUCGAUGCCUCCUAUCAUUAACGGCGAGCACUCCAAAAUCACUCUGGACACGAAAAACAUGUUUGUGGAAAUAACGGGGACGGAUCGGAACAAGAUCGAGAUCUCGCUGGACAUUCUGGUCAGCACCUUCAGUCAGUACUGCUCCAAGCCUUUCCAAAUCGAAAGUGUUGAAGUGACUUACCCAGAUGGCUCCAAAACUAUCACGCCCACGUUACGGUACCGCCAUGAGCAACUGCCGGUGAAGCUGAUCAACAGCAGGAUAGGCAUCAAUGAGGAUGCCGAGGCGUUAGCCAAGCUUCUGACCAGAAUGUGUCUGAGCAGCGAAGUCGUCGAAGACAAGAAACAACUCCGAGUAGAGGUCCCCCCAACCAGAGCUGAUGUCAUCCAUGCCUGCGACGUGAUCGAGGACGUGGCCGUGGCGUACGGCUACAACAACCUAGUUGAACGCAUUCCACAAACCAACACCAUCGGAGAGCAGCUCCCCAUCAACAAACUGACGGACCUGCUCAGGCACGAGAUGGCUGCUUCGGGAUUCACUGAAGUCCUGACCUUUGCUCUGUGCUCUAGAGAAGAUAUCUCUGAAAAAAUGAGGAAGGAUAUGUCUACGACGAAUGCUGUCAUCAUCUCCAACCCCAAGACCCUAGAUUUUCAGGUCGCACGCACAUGUCUUCUGCCAGGAGUUCUGAAGACCAUCAGCAACAACCGUAAGAUGCCCUUGCCCAUCAAGGCCUUUGAGAUCUCAGACAUCAUCGUCCAGACUAAAGAAAAGGAUGUAGGGGCUCAGAACCUGCGACAUUUCUGCGCCGUGCACUACAACAAAUUACCGGGCUUCGAGGUCAUCCAUGGAUUACUGGAUCGCACAAUGCAACUUCUUGAAAUUCCCUUCUCUAAGGAAGAUGGCUACCACUUGAAAGCAAUUGAAGAUUCUACCUACUUCCCUGGACGGUGUGCAGACGUGCUCUUGAAGGGCCGGAGUAUCGGACGCAUCGGGGUGCUGCAUCCUGAAGUACUGACCAAGUUUGAAUUGACCAAUCCCUGCGCAGCGCUGGAAAUCACUAUAGAGCCCUUCCUAUGAAGGUCGAAGCCAUUCUAGACUUUACAUUCUCUUAAUUAAGGGUCGUUCUUAUAUAUUGCUUAACGUAUAUGUAUGGUUAUCUGUGGCAGUGUGUAUGGACUCACUUCAGUUGUGGUAGAGGGUGGUUUUGUAAUUAGAAAGGUUUUGCAUGCAAAUGAAUUCGCCUAUGCAUAUGUUUAAAUACCAAUAACGGUUAUUGGCUUAACUAUUGUUACAGGGAUAAAAACAUACAUGCGCCAACUUAGGUACCAUAUGCCCUUGGGUCUCAAAAAUGUGUCAAUGUCUUUGUUAGGAAGGCACUAAAAUAUAAUUACAAUAUAAAAAAUGAGGAUGAUACUUAAUAAUAAUAAUAAUGGAGAUUUGUAACGCGCCAUGUCUGUAACAUAGUGACACUCCUGGCGCA